AUGAGGAGAAAUGAAUUGGCCAUUAAGAAGAUUUCAUGGAUGCAGACUAUUCAGUUGGAAGCAUUGCUAAAUAAGGAACAGACAGUAAACUUUUACUACAUUGCUUGGUUGAAACCAAAUAAACAUGUUGGACUUGGGCAGUUGGAGCCAAUUGAAAUAUCAGUCACCAGAGCAGUAAGCCAGAGUGCCCAAAUAUCGUGUAAAGUUUCUCUUCAAGGCUUUGACACAGUAGAUAUACAUUGGUACCGGCAGAAGACAAAUCAACCAUUUGAGUAUCUGAUAUAUAUCAGAAAUGAUAAUACUCAUCGCCCUUUAGAAGGGAUCAGCAAGAAAAUUGAAGCAAAGAAAGAUUUUCAAACUUCUACUGCAACCUUGAUCAUAAAUUCCUUGAAGAAAGAAGAUGAAGCCAUCUACUACUGUAAAUAUCCAUUCCACAAAGUAUUUUCAAAAGGGACGAAGCUCAUAGUAAUUCCCUCAGACAAACACUUUGGUUCAGAUGUUUCCCCCAAGCCUACCAUUUUUCUUCCUUCUGUUGCUGAAACAAAUCUCCAUAAGGCUGGGACAUACCUUUGUCUCCUUGAGAAAUUCUUCCCUGAUGUUAUAAGGGUAUAUUGGAAAGAAAAGGAUGGUGAUAAGAUUCUGAAAUCUCAAGAGGGAAAUAGCAUGAAGACGAAUGAUACAUACAUGAAGCUAAGCUGGCUGACUGUGACUGAAGAUUCAAUGGAUAAAGAGCAUAAAUGUAUUGUCAAACAUGAAAACAACCGGGGAGGAGUUGAUCAAGAGAUUCUGUUUCCUCCCAUAGAUAAAGUUGCCAACAUCAUUUCUCCCACAGAAGCUUAUUUGAAAACUGAAAAUGUAUCAUGCUUCCCAGUCCUCACUGUUCCCAGGAGAGCUGCCAAACUCCAGAGAGGAAAGGUGAUGGAGGAGAUGAACACAUGGGCUGUAGACCUCAGGAAUGGGAUCCAGAAUUCAGUAUCUGGAAUGCAGAGGGUGCAAGAUGUGCAUUCUGAUUCCAGUGGACAAAGACGUGGGCCACAGGAAUGUGACUUAUGA
Messenger RNA from Peromyscus californicus insignis, 1053 nucleotides. RefSeq names its product immunoglobulin alpha-2 heavy chain-like. The record is from RefSeq and is a predicted model, not a curated record. Bases 1 to 1053 code for a protein of 350 amino acids. The transcript is spliced from 8 exons. Lineage: Eukaryota; Metazoa; Chordata; Mammalia; Rodentia; Cricetidae.